Messenger RNA from Arabidopsis thaliana (thale cress), 552 nucleotides. RefSeq names its product ARM repeat superfamily protein. The transcript has 3 exons. NCBI's taxonomy places the organism in Eukaryota, Viridiplantae, Streptophyta, Magnoliopsida, Brassicales, Brassicaceae. The record is from RefSeq and is marked reviewed. The coding region runs from base 1 to 552 and encodes 183 amino acids.
AUGCGUAAUGUUUCUUAUAUUACAUGUGCAGAAGAUAUGCGUGGUCCUAUCGAAACAGUGAUACGAUCUGGAGCUGUACAUCGUCUCAUUCAGUUUCUUCUCGAUGAAAGUUUCCCUAAGCUUCAAUCAGUAAUCGAUGCAAAUUUGAUUCCAACCUUGGUCAAACUGACUCAGAAUGCUGAAUUUGACAUGAAGAAAGAAUCUGUAUGCGCAAUUUCAAAUGCGACCUUACUUGGUUCUCAUGAUCAAAUCAAAUACAUGGUGGAGCAGAGCUGCAUCAAACCUUUAUGUGAUAUCCUGUUUUGUCCAGAUGUAAAAACCAUCUUAAAGUGUCUGGAUGGAAUGGAAAACACAUUGAAGGUUGGAGAGGCUGAAAAGAACGCAGGAGACGACGUGAGCUGGUAUACUCGACUGAUCGAAGCGGAAGGGCUAGAUAAGAUUUUGAACCUGCAAAGACACGAAAACAUCGAGAUCUACGACAAGGCUUUGAAGAUUCUGCAGACUUACUGGCUUGAAGAGGAUGAUGAGGAUAUACAACAACCUCCAAGUUAA